Messenger RNA from Mucor mucedo, 1145 nucleotides. RefSeq lists its product as uncharacterized. The transcript is spliced from 3 exons. Bases 162 to 860 code for a protein of 232 amino acids. The record is from RefSeq and is a predicted model, not a curated record. NCBI's taxonomy places the organism in Eukaryota, Fungi, Mucoromycota, Mucoromycetes, Mucorales, Mucoraceae.
AUGAAUAUAUAUAUAUUCCAUCAUAACAUUAUCCCUUAUAAACCCCUCUCUCUCUCUCUCUCUUUAUACACACACAAAUACUCACUCACACUUUCUCUUUCUAUUUCCCACCCUCUCCCCCCUUGCUUUUAGCUUAUAGAAAUGCAGGAUUUCAUGGUUCAAUGAUGAAUCAUCCUAUUAAUUCAGGAAAUGAUGAUAUGUUUAUUUUAUCACCACAAGUUGACUAUAAUGGAAGACCACCUGCUGGAGGCCUUGUCACCAAUUAUGCCAAUACUAAUACCAAUACGAAUACUAAUAAUAAUAAUGCACCCUCCGGAUCUUCUUACUCUGUUUAUCCCCCACAAGAUCAGCAGCAACAACAACAACAAAAUAGAACGGGUAAUUCUCGCAUGUAUUAUACUGAAGAACUCCUUGAUGACGCAAGAGAUAUUAAGGAAGUGAAUAACAACGAAUCUAAUACGCCAACCAAUUCUUCAUUUUAUGGACAUAACAAAUCAAUAUUACCAGGUACAAAUUCAUUAUCCUCUCCUACAUCUUCAGAAGCAGGUAAAUCGUCUUCUGCAUUCCAUUUACCACCUUCACGUGUGAGUGGAGAAUAUGAUUCGACUUCUUCCAUUACUUCUACCAAUACGACUACAACUACAGCGGAGAGACGACAGAGUUUGGUGAUGUCUGGUACGGGUAAUACAUCGCGUGUUUCUAGUCCUCGUCAUCAUCCUUACAUGUCACCCGGUAAAGUCUAUACACCUAGUAUUAUGUCAACUUUACAAUCUUAUCGACAAUCCGAUUAUAAUAAGGAGGAUCGUUCUGAAUUAGAGACUACUGCUGCCACAAAUGAUCUUAAUAGACACCCGUGGUAAACAAAAUGAAAAAACAAAAAAACAAAAAACGCACAUACACAAACACUCUUAAAAAAACAAAACAAAAAAAAAAAAAUUAUAUCUUAUGAACUCUUUAUUACCAACCCCUCCUCCCACAACAAUAUCUACUAAAAAAAAAAAAAAAAAAAAAAUCCACAGCUUUUCUAUUACACUUUUCUCCCUUUUUUUUUUAUUAUUUUAACAGCAUUUUUUUUUUAUAAGCCUUACAUGACCAAAAACUCUUUUUUUUUUUUUAAGUAUAAAAAAAAAUAAAAUAAAAAAAAA